This is a messenger RNA of Magnolia sinica, 2065 nucleotides long. RefSeq names its product 7-deoxyloganetin glucosyltransferase-like. The transcript has 2 exons. NCBI's taxonomy places the organism in Eukaryota, Viridiplantae, Streptophyta, Magnoliopsida, Magnoliales, Magnoliaceae. Gene Ontology annotation, molecular function: UDP-glycosyltransferase activity. The record is from RefSeq and is a predicted model, not a curated record. Bases 327 to 1775 code for a protein of 482 amino acids.
UAUAAUAAAUUGACCAUAGUCCCAAUGUCAUUUGGUGAACAAAAAUAUCCAGAUCACCAAUAUUUCCCAUUGAAAAUUAGCUGUCGAAUCUUGGUCUUCAACCAUCCGUUCGUAUGCCAGAUUUCAACGGUCAUAAUCAUAUCUACAAGGUAAUUUCUUUAGAUCAGGGCGGAUGUACAUUAAUCUUACACUACAGACGGUCCUGAUUAUUUAUAGUGGGUGCAUGUGUGGCCCAUCAGGCAACCCAUGCAAAACCAACUACAGUUCCAGGCUCAUAAGGUCUUAUAUAAAAAGAACAUGGUUAGCUCGAGGGUUCCUAUGAGAAAAUGAAUCCUUUAAGGGCAGAGAAGCCUCACGCAGUGUUCGUUCCAUAUCCCGCUCAGGGCCAUAUAAAACCUCUCCUAAAACUAGCCAAACUCUUCCAUUUUAGGGGCUUCCAUAUCACCUAUGUCCAUACCGAGUACAACUACCGACGCCUACUUAGGUCCAGAGGCCCAGAUUCUGUGAAGGGGUUAGAUGAUUUCCGAUUCGAAACAAUAACCGAUGGACUACCACCGUCCGAUCAUGAUGGGACACAAGAUAUUGCAGCACUCUGCAUCUCGACAAGGACCCACUGUGUUGUACCGUUUCGGAAACUGAUAAGGAAGCUCAACAACGACUCAUCCGUGCCACCCGUGUCUUGCAUAAUAGCAGAUGGAUUCAUGACCUUUACUCUACAGGUUGCGGAGGAACUAGGGAUCUUGGAGUUGGUGUUUUGGACCAUGAGCGCUUGUGGUGCUAUGACCUACCUUUAUUUCAGAGAGCUCAUCCAAAAAGGCUACACGCCUCUCAAAGAUGAGAGUUACUUAACUAAUGGAUAUCUCGACGCUCACAUCGAUUGGAUACCAGGUAUGAAGGAUAUCCGUUUAAGAGAUUUCCCAAGUUUCGUGAGGACCACUGAUCGUGAUGAUAUCAUGGUCAGUAUCGAGGGCGAGGAAGCUGAAAAUGCACACAAAGCUUGGGGUGUAAUUCUCAACACAUUUGAUGACUUUGAGUGCGAAGUCAUCGAAGCAUUGAGACACAUGUUUCCUCGGUUAUACACCGUAGGUUCUCUUUCAAUGCUCGUGAAUCAAAUUCCUCAAAAUGGGUUGGUGUCGAUUGAAUCAAGCCUAUGGAAAGAAGACCCCGAGUGUUUAAAAUGGCUGGACACAAGACAAGCUGGUUCGGUUCUUUAUGUGAACUUCGGUAGUAUCACGGUCAUGACGGCCCACCAGCUGACAGAGUUCGCAUGGGGACUUGCAAAUAGCAAGCUUCCAUUCUUAUGGAUCAUUCGGCCUGAUCUCUUGAAUGAUGACUCAACAAUCAUGCCUUUGGAUUUCAUCGAGGAGACCAAAAGAAGGUGUUUGAUUGCUAGUUGGUGCCCACAGGAGCAAGUUCUGGCCCACCCUUCUGUUGGUGGAUUUCUAAUGCAUUGCGGUUGGAAUUCGACUUUAGAGAGUGUAUGCAGUGGACUGCCCUUGAUCUGUUGGCCUUUCUUCUCUGAACAGUUUACGAAUUGUCGGUAUGCUUGCAAGGAAUGGGGAAUUGGAAUAGAGAUUGAUAACAAUGUGAAGAGAGUGGAAGUUGAGAACCUUGUGAGAGAAUUGAUGGAUGGAGAGAAAGGAAUGCAGAUGAGGAAUAAAGCCAUAAUGUGGAAAGAAUGUGCAAUUAAAGCUACAAAACAAGGGGGAUCUUCUUACAUUAAUCUGGAUAGAAUGAUCAGAGACGUUCUUCAAGAGUGUUGUCAAUGUGGAUGAUCAACGGACACGGAUUAGUUUGCGAAUCUACCUUGGCGGCACAUGCCAGAUGUAUGCUAUUCAACUUAUCAGGUGGGCCACACAAGAAUGCAGAGUGGUUUGAUUUUGAGUUAGAUGCUUGUCGGUAGGGGUGCGUGCGGAGAGCCGUACAGUACGUGUGCCAUGGUAAAGUCAGAUUCAAACGGAUUUGGUUUGUAACCUUAAUUAUCUUAAGAGAAUUUUACAAAUUAGUACCUCAUAAAUGUGAUAUUUAUAUCCCGUACCUUUUUAAUUAAGUGUUCAUUAAGCUA